CAACCCAGUACGUAUGGGUUCCUGUUAUUUCACACAGCGGCUCGUUAUAUGUUUUUCUAUUUCUAUUCACAUUGAUGAAGAAAGUAAAAUCAAUAAGAUUUUUUGUGCGACUAAACGGUGGCAUCGUUCAAUGUCGCGAAGUCGUCGACUGUCUUGAACGAGUGGACGGUCGUGCGAACUCGCUGCCUUUCGACCGGUAGGAACAUGAAAUCGAAACCCGACCACUUCUCCAGGAAAGCCGCAAAUUUCUCCACGUGUCGCAGACGUCGAAAUCUGGAUCCAGUUCACUGUAUAACCGCGACGACGAGCCAUCGACCACGAUAAUGAAUCAAUUAACGACAUCGCACCAACCAUCAGAGAAAGGUUGACAGGAAUUGGAAGAGGUUUGAGAAUGAAAGAGAGAGAGAAAGAGAGAGUUUUGAGGUUCGAGGAGAUUGAUAUUGAGAAAUUUGGGGAUGACUUUUAAAAAAGAAUGAAAAUUCGAGUUUUAGGGAUAUGGAAUGUACGGAUUUUAAAGUGAUGAGGGAAAACGAAGAUCCUAUCAACGUUACAGAAAAAAGUGCGAUGUCAGGUGCAGGGAUCAAGAGUGCUUCCGCGACUCAAAAACUUAAAAAUCUGAACAGCCAUUCAGGACGCAACUCAGUUCAUGGAGAUACUGCGAGCAAUACCACGGAAGAUGCUUCUAUAAAUAAUAAAUCUCAGACCAAUACCGUUCGACGUCCAGGAAAAUCAUCAAUUAGCCCAACUAUGCACAAGAGGCCUACAACUAAUCUGCCUGCCGGAUCUACACUUAGGCCCGAAAAUCAAUACGCGAUGAAGAAGAAACGUUAUCUACUGUUGAAGAAAGAAUUGACAGAUAAGCAGAAAGCAGCGCAAGAAUUGUACACCGAGUUGUCUCAACUACGCGAGAAGCUAAUCACAACUGGCGCAAGAGAUCCAGGCAAACCGGAAAUUCUAAAGCUCGAAAUUGGACCUCCCAAGGCUCCUUAUGUAGCGGAACAGAUUUGUAAUGAAUCAGUGGACACCCACAUAGAAAAGCUUUCUGCUGGGAACGAGCUAUUAGAAUGUUUGGAAGAUCGGCUGCGUGAGAUCCCGCAGAGAUUGAGGAAUAUCUGUAAAGAGUUAUUGGAUAAACAGUCGAAUUUCACCAGUUUCAUCACAUCUCAUCUUAUCGAAGCCAGCGAGAAUACAGAGACGAAUUCCGAAGAAGUGACAAUACAAUUGGAGGUACAUCAGAGGGAUUACGAUAAUAUUAGAUCACGUUUAAACGAGAUCCAAGAGUUGGAGGAGAAAUCGAUCGCAGAGUUCAGGAACAACGUGCAGAGCAUGAUCGACGAAUAUGAGCAUUCCAGAACGAAGUUAAAGGAAUUGAACACGAUAGAAGCUCAGAAGGAAUUGCAAUUACAUUUGAAUGCGGCAAUGGAGGAACUUCAAGCGGAAAAGGACAAGAAUAAUCAAGGGAAGGAUCGUCUUCGACAAACUGAGACACAUUUGCAGAAGGCGCGUACGAAAAUCAGAGAUUUGGAAACGAAUAUGGCUGCGGAUAAAGAUAAGAUACAACAACUUCAAUGCAAUGUGAAGACUCUAGAAGGCCAGAUGAAGCAGAAGGAUAUGGCAAUAGAUGCUAGAUUGAAAGAUAUGCAAAAGACGAUGAAAAAUAGCGAGGAUCUGGUUUCUAAGGUGGAAAAACAGAGGGACAGUUUUGAAGCAAGAUUAGUGGAGCUGAAAGAGAAAAUGAACAGUAAGGAAAACGAGUCGAUGAGUACUAUUAAGGAGAUGUCUGAGAGAUUGAAAGCCAUCACUGCUGAUCUUGGUAUUGAAAAAGAGAAAAGGCAACAAGUAGAAGAUGCAUUCGUCGAAUUAGAUGAAAGGUAUAGAAAUCUCGAAGAGAAGAGCAAACAAUUAUGUGAGCUUGCGGAGAAAAAUAAAGAUAUUACAAUCACAGAAGGUAAUCACACAGAGAACGAAGUACGGUUGUUCAACGAAUUGCAGCAAACCAGGAACGAACUGGAAGCUGAGAGACAAAUAAAAUUGCAGCUGCAACAGGAGAAAGAGGAGAUCAUUGCAGUGAUGCAUCAAGCGGCCUGUCGCGAGGAGGAUGAAGACUCGAGGGAAAAGUUGGCUGCCGAAUUGGUGUUCAAAUCCAACGAAUUACAAAAGCUGAUGAUGCAGUACACAGGACUGAAAAAGGUUGCAAAAAAUGCCCAAGAAAAAAAUGGGAUGUUAGAAAGACAAUUGAUGGAAAUUCAGGAGCGGCUGCAUUCUCAGUCCAUGGAGGGUGGAAAAGCUGGGUUGAGCGCUCACGCGAUUGAGCUUCAACAACAGGUCUCUGAUCUUCGUAAUAAUUUAGCAGAAAUAAUUCGACAAAAAGAAGAGUUAGAAACUGCGCUCACUCAAAAGCAAUUAGAAUUGGAACAACGCGAUCGUGUGAUGCGUGAACAGAGCAAGUUCCUUAAAGUCAGGGAUGAGUUGCUUGAUAUUUUGAAAGGAAAAGUACAACAAGAAAACGGAGAAUUGUCGAAUAGCGAUGAAAAUAAUGAAUAUCUCGAACAGAUCCACAAACAGAUAGCUGCCAAGACUGAAGCAAUCCAAGAGUUAUACACAACUUUAGAGAAUAAGCAAUUGCAAAUCAUGCGUUUAGAGAAAAUGGUGAAGUUGAUGGAGGAUCAUCAAGAUCGAGCCCAAGCUCAACGCACGCGUUUAGAAAAUCGUAUUGCUCAACUUGAGCUAGCCCUACAAAGGAAUAAGGAACAGCGAGACUAUAUACAGCGACAGACAUCCUCUGAUGAGGAACAACCUUAUAUUUGUGAACGUUGCCGCCAAGAAACAUCUGUAGAGAAAGACAAAGAUGAAUGGUCAAAUAAAAAUGAUUCCACUGACAAUACUAACGAAUCUUUGUCUAAUUGGUUAACAAAUAUGUCUAGUGUGGAAAUAACCCAGGAUGCAUUGAAUAAUCAGGAUUUGCAAAACGAUAAUUAUUUUUAUGACUUACCUGUGACAGAUAGAAAUAGAAGGUAUAUUUACGGGGUGCACAAUCCAUACAAAGAAUUCAAUAUGGAAGAUAGUAGCAGGGAGUCGCUAAAUCCUUAUCAGAGAGAAUAUCAUCAAUAUCAUUACCGUGUUCGAUCGCCACUCGCAUAUAAGACCAUGCCUUAUAGUGUCGCUUUAUAAACACUGUAUAUAGUUUCUUCUGUGUGUUCAUUGUUACAAUAUACCUUAUAUCUUGCUAUUAUUUUUGAAGGAUUUAUAUUAUCUACAUAGGAGUAAAUGAUCAUUAUUAAAUUUUAACUUUCUCAGUAGUACAAUAAACACGUGUCGCAAAUAAUACAUGAGAUAUGAUUCAAUUAAAUUUUCUAGAAAUAUUACCAUAAGUUUGUUACUGAUUAUACAUGUUAUUUACAAUCAUUAUUAAUAUAAUUGACCAUAGAUUAAAACUUCAAUAAUAAAAAUUCAUAUAUCAUUUGUAAAAACAAUUAGUGAUGUACAUUGUAAAUAAAUUUAAAUAUUGUAUUAAUAUGGUCUGAUUUAAUAGGCUAGGUACUCCCUGCUACCGAGUUUUCAAUGUAAUAUCGUUGAUAUUAAGUUCCUUACAGAGUGCCUAGCCUUUGAAACAGACCGAUUUUUAAUUUAUUCAUCUCUUUUUGUUUUUCUGAUUUGGUUUUUCUGUUUUAGGGGUAAGGGCUUCGGCAUCCUGUAAGGAACUUUCUAAUCACCGACGCGGUAAAUGUCUCCAUGAAUUUCGAUCAAAUAAAGAGAUUAUUUUGUGUUAUUAAGCCUUUGGUAAGCGGUAUUCUACGUCUUCGCAAGAUAUUGUUAAUUCAAUAUUCAAUACAAUAAUCGAAUCACAAAUUGUUAGCAAUGUUUUA
Messenger RNA from Apis florea (little honeybee), 3866 nucleotides. RefSeq lists its product as uncharacterized. NCBI's taxonomy places the organism in Eukaryota, Metazoa, Arthropoda, Insecta, Hymenoptera, Apidae. The record is from RefSeq and is a predicted model, not a curated record.